CGCCUGCGUAGGGUGAGGCCGGACUCUAGCUGCUAAGCGUGCGGCGGCGGCGGCGUUCUCUACCCGGCAUGCUGCGCGGGAGCGCCGGCCGUACGUCGACCCCCUUCCCAGCCCUGCCCCCUCUCCCCUCCGGCCGUGGCCCCCCUUCCCUAAAGUGAGUGAGUCGGGCAGAUGGAGGAGGGACUGUAAUGGCGGCGGCCGGCAGCUCUCUGCUCUGACCCAAGGCAGGCGUACAGCAACGACCCCCUUCCCGCCCCUCUCCCAUCCGGCCUCCGCCCCGCCGCCAGCGCGGGGCCACCCUCCUCGGCUCUUCCCCCAGCCGUAGGCGUCUCGCCCUGCGCCCCGGCCGGGGCUCCACACACAAUGGACGAGCUCGCCGGAGGCGGUGGUGGCGGGCCGGGGAUGGCGGCCCCUCCGCGGCAGCAGCAGGGUCCUGGGGGGAAUAUGAGCCUUUCGCCAGCGGGGAAUGGAGCGGCGGGCGGCGGGAGUCCUCCGGCUGCAGAGGGAGCGGGUCCCGCGGCAGGCCCCGAGCUGUCCCGGCCGCAACAGUACACUAUCCCGGGGAUUCUGCACUACAUUCAACACGAGUGGGCUCGGUUCGAGAUGGAGCGGGCGCACUGGGAAGUGGAGCGGGCCGAACUGCAGGCUCGGAUAGCAUUUUUGCAAGGAGAACGAAAAGGUCAAGAAAACUUGAAGAAGGAUUUAGUAAGAAGAAUAAAGAUGUUAGAGUAUGCAUUAAAACAAGAAAGGGCAAAGUAUCAUAAAUUAAAAUAUGGCACAGAACUGAACCAAGGUGAUUUGAAAAUGCCAGCCUUUGAAUCAGAAGAAACCAAAGAUACAGAGGCUCCCACAGCACCUCAGAAUAGCCAGUUAACGUGGAAGCAAGGCAGACAGCUAUUAAGACAAUAUCUUCAGGAAGUAGGUUAUACAGAUACAAUAUUAGAUGUACGGUCUCAGCGGGUAAGGUCAUUACUUGGACUAUCCAAUUCAGAACCAAAUGGAUCAGUAGAAACAAAGAAUUUAGAACAGAUCCUGAAUGGAGGUGAAUCUCCUAAGCAAAAAGGACAAGAAAUUAAAAGGUCCUCUGGUGAUGUUCUGGAGACAUUCAAUUUCUUAGAAAAUGCUGAUGACAGUGAUGAAGAAGAGGAAAACGACAUGAUUGAAGGCAUCCCAGAAGGAAAAGACAAACAUCGGAUGAAUAAACACAAAAUAGGUAAUGAAGGUUUAGCUGCUGACCUUACUGAUGAUCCUGAUACUGAAGAAGCACUGAAAGAAUUUGACUUUUUAGUGACUGCUGAAGAUGGUGAAGGAGCUGGAGAAGCAAGGAGUUCAGGGGAUGGCACAGAAUGGGCUGAACCAAUUACGUUUCCAUCUGGAGGAGGCAAGUCAUUUAUUAUGGGUUCUGAUGAUGUUUUGUUAAGUGUACUGGGCCUUGGAGACCUUGCAGACUUGACGGUAACAAAUGAUGCAGACUAUAGUUAUGAUUUGCCUGCCAAUAAAGAUGCCUUUCGAAAGACAUGGAACCCCAAGUAUACACUGCGUAGCCAUUUUGAUGGAGUGCGGGCAUUAGCUUUUCAUCCUGUAGAACCUGUGCUGGUUACUGCCUCUGAGGACCAUACUCUGAAACUUUGGAACUUGCAAAAAACAGUUCCUGCCAAAAAGAGUGCCUCUUUAGACGUAGAGCCUAUCUACACAUUUAGGGCCCACAUUGGUCCUGUUCUAUCAUUAGCUAUUAGUUCUAAUGGAGACCAGUGUUUUAGUGGUGGUAUUGAUGCAACCAUCCAGUGGUGGAAUAUGCCUAGCCCUAAUGUGGAUCCGUAUGACACAUAUGAGCCAAAUGUUCUAGCUGGCACUUUAGUUGCUCAUACAGAUGCCGUCUGGGGUCUUGCUUAUAGUGGCAUAAAAAAUCAAUUACUGUCUUGUUCAGCAGAUGGCACCGUUAGGUUAUGGAAUCCACAAGAAAAAUUGCCUUGUAUUUGCACUUACAAUGGAGACAAGGGUAAGGAAGUUGGAAACUGUGAGAAUUGUGGAGAUGAUAAGAAAUAUCCAUGGAAAGUGAGAGAGCCAAAUGUUCUAGCUGGCACUUUAGUUGCUCAUACAGAUGCCGUCUGGGGUCUUGCUUAUAGUGGCAUAAAAAAUCAAUUACUGUCUUGUUCAGCAGAUGGCACCGUUAGGUUAUGGAAUCCACAAGAAAAAUUGCCUUGUAUUUGCACUUACAAUGGAGACAAGGGGUUUGAAUUUUAUUGCAUUGUCUUCCUUUAUUUUUCAGGUUUACAAUACAAUAAUCACAUUAACAGAGUGGUAAGUCAUCCUACACUUCCUGUUACAAUAACUGCUCAUGAAGAUAGACAUAUCAAAUUUUUUGACAAUAAAACAGGUAAAAUGAUCCAUUCUAUGGUGGCUCAUUUGGAUGCUGUUACAAGUCUAGCAGUAGAUCCUAAUGGAAUCUAUUUGAUGUCUGGAAGCCAUGACUGUUCUAUUAGAUUGUGGAAUUUGGACAGCAAGACAUGUGUGCAGGAAAUAACAGCACAUAGGAAGAAAUUAGAUGAAUCAAUUUAUGAUGUUGCUUUCCAUCCAUCGAAAGCAUAUAUUGCCAGUGCAGGGGCUGAUGCCCUUUCCAAAGUAUUUGUGUGAACCAACAAAAACUCGACAUUAUAACAACAGAUUUGCUUGAAGAGAAAGAGGGUCUGCAUCACUGCCAUCAAAAAGGUUACUGAUACGACACUACAUGCGAUCUGCCUGGUGAAGGCUCUUUGGGGCAAGCAUAAAUUGGUGGAAAUCACAUCUUAAUGUCGGGCUCAUUAAUUUAAUUGUAACUUACUAUAUUUCAUGGGACAAAAAGAGGACUCCAUUAUUUGUACUGGAUAGAACUGAGUGUAUGUCUGUUUUUUAGGUAUCUUUAAGCCAAUGUGGAAUCUAAUCUUACAAAAAAGACUUCUAUUUUGGACUCUGUGUGCUGCCUUAGGGUUAGGAAUGUGGUGCUCUUGUUGGGGGAAGUGAGCUCCAAGAGUAGCUUUUUUUUUCAUCUCUUAGUGAUCUUCUGUUUAUCAGUUGAAUGCCACAGAUACCCUUUUAAACUUAUUUUGCUUUAAAAAAAAGAAAGAAAAUUUAACUUAAAAUAUUUUAGCAUUAGUUGCAUAAAAUGUUUGGAUAAAAUUCUAGUUUUUAUAAGUCUUUUUAUAUAUUUAGCCUGUCACAACAGUGCUCAAGAUUGUAUUGAAGUUUUUCUGCAUUAACAACCCUAAAACACAGAGAUCUCACUGACCCGCUGCCAUGUAGCCACACUUGUUCCUUCUUUUGCCUAAUACAGCUCAGCUAAGUCCUUCCAUAAAGAUGCUACAUCACCUUCAUCAUCACGUAAUUGUCUUUGUAAACCAAGGACUAUUACAUGUAUUAAGAUAAAACAGUGGGGUUUAAUACUCCAAAUGAAUUCUUAAAAACUAAUCUUGGCAUCCUAUCACUAUGUGAUAUUUUGUACAUCUUACUGUAUUUACAAGUUUAUUUAUCAAGGAUUAUCCAUCUUGCUAAUAGCCUAUUAUUUAUUUCACUUUCUUUUGGCCUUUAUAUCCUUUUAUUAAUGUGCUAAAGGAACCUGUAUAUCUAUUUUGGGACUCUUUAAAUAGUCUAAAAUAGACUAAAAAUGGAAUAUUUUAUAGUUUGAGUUACAAACCAGGGAGAUUCCCCCCAUUACAUAUCUUGGUUUACCAUGAUUCCAAACAAAAAUACUUUGUUUAAAAAUAUUUGGAGUAAAAUUUUAUUUGCGUUACAAACAGGAUACAAAAAUAGUUGAAUCAGGUUACAGAAAUCUGUGUUUGGACCGGUUAUCCCUGUUUUAUUUUUUCAGAUGUGCUUAAUUUUAUGGUGUAACUAAAGAUUUUGUUUGUGUAAUGCAUGAUUAAGACAAUAAAGUAUUUUUUCUAGUCUUCCCAAAAAAAUUUUCUGAUCAGUUUGCAAGUUUUGAUGAGUUUUGUAAGGUUUUGUUUUACAAACUAUGAAUCAGCAAAUUUUUAUUGUACCACAUAGCAAACGUACAUCUGUUGAAAAAUAAUGUAUAUAAAAUGCAUAUAAUAAAUAUUAAAUUGUGUACCUGUAUGUUACUGUUGGCUACAUUAUUUUGUGUUGAAUAAAUAUAAAGUGCAAUACUUGACUCUCCAUCAUUAAAAUAGGAAAUGGAGAUGAUUUCUCAGUGAGUCUUUAAUUUUUAUGCUGUUCUUUUAAAUUUUGUACUGCUAUUGAUACUCUAAUAUGAUUAGAUCAGUUAACACUAUUAAGAAUGCCUUUUAAAGUAUUUCAUCCCAUUUGGGUAUUUAAAAAAAUCUUCUAUUGAAAUAAGAUAAUUUGAAAUAACCGAAAAGAUUCAGAGAUGCAAUUUUAAGUUAUUUCCUUAGACAUCCUAUUACUUUAUUAAAUCUGAAUUUCAUUUAAUAGUGUUGUCAUUCCUGUCUGCCCAUACUUGUUUCCACAAAAAAGUUCAACAGAGAAUAAAUUGCUUUAUUCGUUAAUUAAAAGUUGUCCUUACAAAUGUUAAGUAUUAAUAUUAUGAAACUGUUCCUUCAACAAGGUAAAUAACCUUUGAAGGUAAUUGCAAGUGAAUUAGAGUUAGAAAACUUAGGUGGCAAAAUUGUUUGCUGCAAAAAAAAGAAAUUUUUUUAUGCUGUGUGUACAUUGAGAAUUUUUGUUAUUUUACAUAAAAAUCCAAGUGGCAGUUUUAGUCAUUGUGAAUGAAACAAAUUUUUCAGAAAAUACUAGUUUUUUGGUUUUCUGAAGAUUUAACUUAAUGAACAAAUUAAAGGGGUAAUUUUCUCUUUCUCCUAUGUUUUUUAAAAAGUAAUUAAAAAGAAACUUUCCAAAGCUAGUAUUUCUGGCAGCUAUUCCAAACCAGUGCAUUACUGUUUAACUUAAAUGUGAUUAUCAUCAUGGCAAUGCAUAAACAUUCACCUCUUUUGGAAUGUAUUAAAACUGAAAUGAAUAAAAAUUAGUAUAUAUGUUUAUUUUUCUCCUACCUACCUUGGUUGUGUUUUUUUCUCUACAAUAUUAAACAUGUGGAAGAUACUGAAAGGAUGCAAAAAGAAUGUCUAAUUUUUAUUUGUGUGCUUCCAUUUGUGACUUACAGGAAAUUAGAUUGGACUAUAAAUUGGUGCUUAUAUGUAAUGUAAUGUUAAAGAAUAUUUUUAUAUAUGAACUUUAAUGUGUUGGCUUUCACAGUAAUCAUAUUCUCCCUUUUUCAUAUUUUAUUCGUGUACUUAUAUUUCAAAGUAAAUUAUCCACUGAAGACCAGUAUCUCAUUUAACAUGUUAAGGUUAUAAAUGGGCUGGCAUUUUUGAAAUAGGUAUGCCUGCUAAAGUUGAAUGACAUUGUUUUAGAAAUCUUAUUCCAUAUUCUUUUGUUAACCCUUUGUUUUAUGUUUACUUACCCAAAAUAAUUGAUAUUAACCUAAUAAAGUGCUCAUUUCUGCUUU
Messenger RNA from Manis javanica (Malayan pangolin), 5458 nucleotides. NCBI's taxonomy places the organism in Eukaryota, Metazoa, Chordata, Mammalia, Pholidota, Manidae. The record is from RefSeq and is a predicted model, not a curated record.